GAUGAGGGUUGCUCCCACAGCAGAUGUUACUACGAGCUCUUACCCACCCGCGAGAGUAAUUUCUUCAAUCCAGUAGGCAUGCGAGAAGGCACUGCGAGCCCCUUACUGCGUGUAAGUAUGGAGGGGUUACAUCAACGGAAAGUCGGGCAACACAAUCCUGAACCAUCUUCCAGCCGAAAAAAUAGCGAAGCCGAUCAUCUAUUGAAGCCAGCCAAGCAUCGCUCAUCGGCACCCAGGUUAUCAUCAACAGCCGCAUGCGACGCAUUCAUUCUGAUAUUCUUCACAGUCAGUGCUAUUGCGACUCGUUUUUACCGCCUUGACUACCCAGCAGCUGUCGUAUUUGAUGAGCUGCACUUCUCUAAAUUCGUCGACCGGAUUCUCACCCACACAUGGUUUUUCGACAUUCACCCGCCCCUCGGCAAGCUUAUCCUCGCUUAUGUUAGCUUUUUCUUGGGCUAUCGCCCGGAUCCUGAUUUUGUGAUCGAAAAGAUUGGUCACGAGUAUCCGGUUCAUAUGAAUUAUGUUGUUGUGCGAGCUGUUUCAGCCUCGUUCAGCGUUGGUACUGUCCCGCUCACAUAUCUUGUCUCUCGAAAACUGGGCCUUUCCCCAAUUAGCAGCUCGGUGGCCACAACAUCAGUUUUAUUGGACUUCCUAGGUAUAAUUGAAGGGCGCUUAAUCCUUAUGGAUUCACAACUUUUAUUCUUCUCUCAGCUCUCAUUAUAUUGUGCCUUGUUUCUGUGGAGGUCUGAACCUGGUACUCACCGAAGAACUAUGUGGUUAAUUUUAACCGGUCUGGCGUGUGGCACAGCCCUGUCUAUCAAGCAUACCGCACUUGGCACCCCAGGGCUAAUUGCUUUGAUAUCGUUCUUCGGAUUGCAUUUCACACCGAUGCCUCUAAGCCUUCGGGAGUGUUUGUGUGCGGGUUUUUCUGGAUUAGGUGUUUACACUGCCACGUUCUAUGUCAUGUUCAACACAUUAUGGAAGACGGGAGCCAAAUACGACAAUUUCAUGCCUAUGCACUUCAAGAGGACUCUUGUCGGGUCGGAUCAUUACAAUGCAACGGCGAGGCGGGUUUCCUUUCCGAGAUUAUUUCUGUAUUUGAACCGACGAAUGCUUGCGAGCAACGCCAGUAUCAAGAAGAGACACUCAUGGGAAUCUGACUGGUAUCACUGGAUUGCGAACUGGCGAGGCGUGUUGUACUUUGUGAAAAAGUACACGCAUGGAAGUAAGGAGUUGAAAGAGCAGAUUUAUCUGUUGGGAAAUCCAGUCUGCAUCUACCUCACUCUUGUGUCUGUCUGUCUCUUCGUCGUGGUCACAUUGUUUUCUGUACGAUAUCGCUACUACAUUCGACGGAAACUUGACAUGACACAAUUCUUAAGGAUGCGAAGCAAUGGCGUGUUCCUGUUAAGUGGCUGGCUCUGCAAUCUUCUACCGUACAUCCUCGUAGAUCGGGCAGCUUUUCUCUACCACUACAUCCCGGGAUUAUUCUACGGCCAGCUUUUGACUGCUGUUGUCAUGGACAUGAUUCCUCCGAAAGUCAGGUCACUUGCCGGCGGCUUGGCAAUGGCUUUCAUGUUUGCAGCAUACGUGUAUUGGGCACCUUGGAUAUAUGCAUUCCCAUUGACUAAGGAGCAGCAUGAUGAACGUCGAUGGUUACCGCGCUGGACGUAGCAAAAACAACCAUAGAAAUCAACUUUGUGCCGUUACAUGGCAAAUUGAAAAUCUUUUUUGUUGCAUCGUAUCAAUUCAUCGACUUAUUAGGACUAUAUUAUUAGGGACCUAUAAUAUAUGUGCCACCCUUUUUACACACGGAGCUGUCACAGACCGUUGAAAGCUAAAGCUCCCUGUCAGUACUGC
This is a messenger RNA of Chondrus crispus (carragheen), 1857 nucleotides long. RefSeq names its product Dolichyl-phosphate-mannose--protein mannosyltransferase, family GT39. The transcript has 4 exons. Gene Ontology annotation, cellular component: membrane. Gene Ontology annotation, molecular function: dolichyl-phosphate-mannose-protein mannosyltransferase activity. The annotation marks the transcript as partial. Lineage: Eukaryota; Rhodophyta; Florideophyceae; Gigartinales; Gigartinaceae. The record is from RefSeq and is a predicted model, not a curated record. Gene Ontology annotation, biological process: protein O-linked glycosylation via mannose.